GCUCACAAGCAAACGYCUAAAUUUCUUUGCUGUGCACUGUUAACGCAUUGUGUCGCUUCCCCCAACCAAGUUGAGAUGCGGUUUGUAGGAACAGAGUCGAAGCAUGGCAUUUCCGCUGUUCGCAAGCGGUAUGGGUUGGAGUUUCUAUCAAUUGUCGUUUUCAGCCUUGCGCUGUUGCGGUUUGGCACCGAAACAUCGCAUAUAGUCCUGAAAAACUAUGGUGUUCUCGAAUUCCGUCACCCUGCUGCUGAAAACAAUUCAACUAACGGUUCGAUCGAAGAAUCGGCUUUCGAAGAGAUGAUUCCAUUGGAACGCAAUGCAACGAUCUCCUCUGACAUUGUCGGCAUGACGCAUAUUCCAAAGGAGGCAUCGAUAGUUGUGCACUUGAAAAAAAACAGAACAUGUGAUCACCCUCAGUUAAUUGGACGGCUUUCGGGUCCAGUGCUCACAACAAUUGAAUGGGAUCAACAUAUUACCACAGCAGAAAAUGGAAACGGGACGGACGGUAGCGACAACAAGUCMAAUUCCUUCAAUCAUUCGACUGAUGCGUUAAAGGGAUAUUAUACGACCCCUAUGCCAGGACAGUACUUUUUGGAAGUUAUUGUCACCUUGUGCGUCAACCUGGAAAUGGACACAAAUUACAAACCGCUUUGCRUCCAGGAUUCRUCGUUCAACCGCAUCACAGGUUCAAAUGCUAGCAUYGGUGUGACUUCCGUUGAUCCUUUUCUCGUGCGGUCCAUGGAGCAGAACGGAUCUUCAAUAGAAAUAAUUUCACCGGAAGCAAAGGCGAGCARUACGAAGAUCGGAUUUUGGUACAAUACGAAUUCCUCGGAACCGCAUGCUCCUGUUUUCACGAGGCACCAACCUGGCGCUCUGUGUCCCAAGGGUCCGGCACUAGGAUUGCCUCAAUGCACRGUUCCCGCGGACUUGUCUCGGUUUGAUCCUUACAACAAUGGGUUUCGAUUUGCGAAUCGUCAUUCUAYUGAUCUUGCUUCACUGCUUCGACGCCAACCMGAGACCACCAAAGUUUGUUUUGUCGGUGCAAGCCAUGCAAGAGUUUUGASAGAAAAAACGYUGGCCAUCGUGUCGGGCAUAAAGAAUGCAACAGUUGAAAUAAUAUGGAAGGAGAUAAGAUUCGCGCAACAAUUUGCAAAACACCAGAUGAAAAGUCUUGUGGAUGGCAAGUGUUCAAAAGUUGUAGCUGGYACGGGGCAAUGGGAUGCAUCCAAGUUCAAACCGCCAACUAUGUUUCAUGAUUUUCAAAAUCAUUUGGAUGCUGCCAUGGGGAAUAUGGCGGAAGCAUUCGAAAAUACUAGCAUUGACUUUUACUUUCGCACCAUGCACUAUAAUCCGCUCGGAAAUCUUAUUUCGUCUUGUCCACCAAGUGAUUGGCGCAAUCCACCCGUGGUGGACAUGUACAAUCGAAUCAUUCGGGAAUCCACGGCGAAAUACAAUGUAACAUUGAUCGACACAACAGACAUUACUGGAAGCAUGUGGGAUGCGGCUCCCGAUUGGUGCCAUCUCGACAACACAGUAGGGGAGACGGAAGCAGGAUACAUCCUYCAUACAAUCUUUCAGGACKUGUAAGGUCCCGAUUGAUUGUUUGAACACUCACACAAAAUCCAAGGUGCCUCUUCGCUUUUCCAAAUUAAUUGACAACUGACAA
Messenger RNA from Pseudo-nitzschia multistriata, 1666 nucleotides. The record is from the annotation of a GenBank genome assembly. Lineage: Eukaryota; Bacillariophyta; Bacillariophyceae; Bacillariales; Bacillariaceae.